This is a messenger RNA of Naegleria lovaniensis, 10479 nucleotides long. RefSeq lists its product as uncharacterized. Gene Ontology annotation, biological process: protein phosphorylation. The transcript is spliced from 3 exons. Lineage: Eukaryota; Heterolobosea; Eutetramitea; Acrasida; Naegleriidae. The record is from RefSeq and is a predicted model, not a curated record. Bases 1 to 10479 code for a protein of 3492 amino acids. Gene Ontology annotation, molecular function: ATP binding; protein kinase activity.
AUGUUGGAGGGUAACAAUAACAGUAAAUCAACAACAUCACCACCAAACACUGACACUCAUAAUGACCACCAAAUUGUUCGUAUAGAAACUUCCGAAGAAGCAUCAGACGAACCGGUCCAUCAUCAUCAACACAACAACAAUAAUGAAACAGAGGAGACAACAACUCGUUGCUGCGUGAAUCAAGAGGAGAAGGCAACCCAAACAUCGUCAUCCUCCCGAUCCUCUCCUCCCUCUACCACAUCAUCACCACAACAAUCACUUCUCACCAUACAAGUGGCAAGUAGCAACAAGAGUGUUUCUGAAACCACCACAACCACAACAACUCAAUCACUACACACAACAUCCAAUACUCAUCAUCAUCAUAACUUUUCCAAUCAUCACCACCACCACUCUUCAGCAAUACAACAACCAUCCUGUUCCGAAAUUUCAACAUCAUCAUCCACAAUCAUAGAUCCCUACAUUCCCAUUUCAUCCUCGAAAUCUCAUCUCUACAAACCAAUGAUUGACGUUUGUUUGAGAAAUACUGCACUCGAUUUAUCGAAAUUCACCUCUCCGAGAUUUGAUUACAAGAUUAUCAAAAAAUUGGGGGGUGGUAUUGAAGGACAAGUGUUUUUGGCAACUCUCAAUGACUCUUCUAGUAUCAAUUUCAACACUUCUACACCACCUCAAUAUGCCAUCAAAAGAAUUACCAUUUCAACAUUGCCAGAUCUGGAACAACAAAUCAAAUUAAUUUUACAAGUGUGCAAUGUUGAGAGAGAGUCAAUGGCCAUGAUGGUCAUGUCUUCUCACAACCAUCAUCAUCAUCACCAACAGCAUCAACAACACUCCAAUCAUUCACUUGAUUCCUCUUCUUCACACAAAUUUCAACAUUCUUCCAUUUCAUCUCAAGUUCACAUUGUUCCACACUAUGAUAUUUAUUAUAAGGAAUACAAAAAUUCAAUGCGAGGUGAAUGUGAAUAUGUUUUAUCCAUCGUCAUGGCAUUUUGUGAUUUGGGUAGUUUAGAAGAUGUGAUAUUUAAUUAUGCCACAGAAUAUUCAAAAUCUUCAUCUCCAUUCAUUAGUGGAGAAUUGAAAUUGGAUUGGAUGAUUAACAUUACAAGAUCACUCGUGUUUUUCCACAAGAGGAAAUUGGUGCAUUUGGAUAUUAAACCUGAUAAUAUUCUCCUUCAAACAAAGAAUUCCAUGCUCAAUCAAUCUCCACCUCCAACCUAUUUACAAAUAUUAGAACAUGCAAAUAUUUAUGUAUCUGAUUUUGGUUUAACACGUGAAUUCAGAGUUGGAGAUUCACCUCUCAUGUCCAUCACAGGAUCUAAAAAUUAUAUGGCACCUGAAAUAUUUGAUGGAAAAUAUUACAAUGAAAGUGUGGAUAUGUGGGCACUUGGAAUUGUUGCUCUUCAAUUACUUGUACAAAAGAGAAGAAGUAGAUUUGAUUCACUUCGAAAUUUAUUAUUUAAUUGUUCAAAUAAUUAUGAAACAAAAUUGGUCAUUGAUAAUUUUAUUAGUGAAUGUGUGAAAGAGGAUGAAUCAGCGAUCAUAUCACAAGAUGGUGGUGAAUCAUCAGUGAGUGUGUCGUUGAAAGAACCUCCAAUUACGAAUAAUACCACUGCUAGUCACGUGAAUUCUGGUUCAACUAGUAGCAACAACAUCAAUGGUGGAAGUAAUAAUAACUUGGUGACUUGUCCAUCCAAUAAUUAUUCUCAACAAGAUCAAUACAAAUUACUCACACUACUCUUGGACAAGGGUCAUAACAUUUUAUUGAGAAUGGUCUAUCAAUGUUUGAGAUUAGAUUCAAGUGAAAGAUUAAAUGCAACAGAAUGUCUUGCAUUUCUCACAAAGGAGAAGAGAGAACAUUUUUCAAUGAAUCAUUUUCAUGCACUUCAGUCUUCCAUGACAGGUGGUGGUCAAAAGAAAGAAAUGGUAGAUUUAUUAUCGACUUUGGAUUCUAUUCAACAACAAAUUAAUGAUUCAAUUGAUGUGAUACACAUUGGUAAUACUCAUGCAUCUCUACCAAAUCAUAUCACGUCGAGUGCUGGCAAUUCAAGUUCACUGUUGAUGGGAGGAUAUGAGCUAUUCUCUCCUCAACUUUAUGUAGAUUCUACCUUUUCUCCGAGAAUGUUCAUCACGACGAAUUCAUCUUUCACUCAUUCAUUUGCAGGUAGUAGUCAUGGUGGUUUUGGAAGUUUCUCGAGUUCUGCGUUAAGUCCAUCAUUACACAAUUUCAUGAUCAACACUAACAACAAUAAUAAUGGUGGUGGUAAUAGCACUAGUCAUAGUAGUGGUACUACCUCAAUGAUUUCACAUGCAACUGCUCAUCGAUUUAACAAUUCACACUUCAUCAUUUUCAAGCUAGCGAGACAUUUCUGGGAUCAAAUGUUUGGACCUUAUAUAUCAAAAAUAUCAUGGAACGAAUUUAAGGAUUGUUAUUACUUUUUUACCAAGUCAGCCCUUCAUUCAAGGUCUGAAAAAGUAUUGAAAUGUCUACUAUGUGAUGUUGAUAAUUAUGUUUAUAUUCAUACUUUUACAAAGUGUGUACAAAAUUGCAAACAUUUUCCAUUUCGAGAUGUGUAUUUCAGUAAUCUCUAUGUCUAUAGUAAUAUAUUCAGUAAUAAUGAUCAUUUCAUGAAUCCUAGUUCGAAUAAUUCUGAAUCCUCCGAUGAUUCUGAAGAUGAUGAAGAUGAUCCCACAACAUUUAUUUUGAAAGGUGGACUGAGAAAGCAACAACAACAACAACAACAGACAUUCAACAGUGGUGGUGGUGUAGCAUCAGGUGGCAACUCGAGUACAACCAUGAAUUCCAUGCUUUAUGAAUUAUUUAAAAGAGUCCAAGAUGAAGAUAAUUUAGUUUUCACAUUGAAAGGAAAAUUUGAUUACAUUCGAUUUUUGAAAGAAGUGAAAAUUGAAUUAGUAUCCUAUGUGAAGGCCAAUCCAAAUAUUUUGAAUAUUAGAGAUCGUUCCACGAAUCGUGAGAAUGGUAGUAGUGGUCAUGCUAGUAGUACUAACCAUGCAACAAAAAUCCAUUCUGGUGCUGGCGCCAUUCCAAGUACUACUAAUGAUUAUACAGGAAAAGGUAACAGCCCACUGAGUGGUGGUGGUGGUGGCCAUAGUAGUACAGGUACCAGUACUGGCAGUGGUACUAGUAGUGGUGGUCAUAGUUCCAACCACAUGAAGACUUCUCAACAAUACCAUUCACAACAUUCACAACAACAACCAACCAUGAGUGGUGGAUCUCCUUCUGCAAGUUUGAGUAAUAUCAUGAUGUCCAGCAUGAAGAGUCCACAACAACACCAUCAUCAUACUCUCAGCAAACACAAUUCAAGCAGUCCCAAUCGAUCGUUUUCAAGUUCCUCUUCUUCCUCUACUUCUUCGCAUCAUCAAUAUUCACAAUCCAUGUCUUCCAUAUUUCAUGGUGCUAAUAGUCCAUACCUUUCACAUGCACCUCUCUUUUCUAACGUGAAUGUACUUUCCAUGGACAUGAAUGAUGACUUUUAUAAUCAACAAAUGCGAACACGAAAACGAGCAGCUGUGAUUGGAGUGAGAAAUACCAAUUUUGAUAUUUUAUUUCAAUCGGGAGAUUAUGAAUCGAAUGGUAACAACAAGAAUGGUGGUACUGGUACUGGAUCUCGCCCUAAGAAUCAUACACUCUCUAUGGCUUCAACAAAUUCCAACAGCAAUCUGAACAGCAGUACGAUGGCAGCAGCAGCACAUGCCUCCAUUUCAUCUCUCACCAAUCGAUUUAGUACGAAUAGUGUGAAUAGCAAUGUAACCAAUACCACUACUGAUUUCUUUUAUAACAAGUAUUCAACCACACCCAUCACCUAUGUGUUGAAUUGUCGAAAUUGUAAUUUCACCGAUGUGGAUUUAUCAUUUUUUGUAUCUUCCAUUCAACGAUAUUACAUGGAACAUAUUUAUACAGUCAGUGAUCAACACUCUACAAGUAGCAGUAAUAUUCUACAGUUAUUAGCAAGUCAUAAUGUAUCCACUGUACAAACUGGUAGUGUUACAAAAAUUCCACUUUUAAUUUCAAUGAGAAAUAUUUUAAAUAUGAACUAUAUGGAAGAUUUUACAGACAAGAUGAUUCAAGGAUGUUUUGAAUAUUAUUUUGGAACUGCAAUCAAGACUUCCAAUAAUACUGAUUCUGCUAUUAACAUUGUCAGUCCUCUUGUAGGAGAUGCACCACAAGUCUCUAUGGGAAGCUUCUCUGAUCCAAUGAGUGUGAGUUCAUCAUUCAUUCCUGGAACUCCAACAAGUCCUCGAGGAUUCACAAUACCAUCAAACAAAUCCUCUCACAUGCUCCAUUCAACAAGUACUAUGAAUGGCUUUUCAUCAAAAUCUCAUCUUCAAUUCAAUAAGGAUAUUCAACAAUAUUUAAGACAACAAAUACUGAAUGGAAAUUGUAUAUUAAUAUUUGAUCAUUUUCAACAUUUCAAAGGACAAGACUAUUAUAAUAUUCUCUCACAAUUAAGCGCUUUUACCAACAAUACUAUUUAUAUUGUUGAGAAUCAAAGCCAACCAACCAUGAUGGAUGACAUGUCUCAUCCAUUAGAUCCAAAUUUCAAUACUUUUUAUAGUCAUUAUAUUUUAAAGAAUAUUGAUAUACAUUCGUGUGGUGUGAAUAACAUUUCAUCAUUAUUACAAAAUUGUACAGCAGUGAAUCAUGCGAGUGGUCAGAAUAUUUUAUUGACCUCAACCACACUCUCUGAUCUUUCAUUAUUCAAUAAUACCACUCCUACGAACACAACAGUGAACAGCAGCAGUGUUCAUUCUGGUGCAAUGAACGAUGCAUCCUCUUCGAAAAAGACAAAUUCUCUCAGAGGAAAGAAUAAUUUAUUACCAUCACAGGACUUGCAAAAUUCCAAAAAGAAAUCAUUUGGAGGUUUUCUUGCCAAUACUCUCUUCAAUGAAUUUAAUGAGUUUGAUUUUAGAUAUUUAGAAAUUGCUCGAAUUCCAUCCUUUUCAUAUUAUUUUGCGUUAAAACAAAGUCAUGAAGAGUAUGGAGGUGAAAUUCCAAUUCGAAUGAUUAUUGAACAAUUUCUAAACAAGUAUUACCUUUCAAGUGAUUUGAGUUUAAUGCCAUUGAAUACGAGUCAUACGAUCAGCAAUAAUAAUAAUAACAGUAGUAGUAGUAGUACCACAGCUUCACUUGCUAUUCAUCGCACUAGUAGUGGUGGUAGUAUUGGUGGUGGCACGAGUCAUAGUUUUGGUACCACCACUUGGCAACAUGCAUCCACUCCUGAUACAGCACAACGUAGUAGUCGUGAUGGUUCAUCCGAUUCUCUCAAUCCCUCCUCGAACAUGAUUCCACCGUACCUUGCCAUUGAUAGCACUCUGAGUCCACAAGAAGGUACCAAUUCUGAUUCUACUACAACUUCGAAGCGUACUCGAUCGAGAUCAUUACGUUUCUCGAUGGGAAUUUCAAAUUCUAACAAUACCAACAAUACCAAUAAUAACAAUACCAACAAUACCAAUAAUAACAAUACCAAUACCAAUAACAAUAGCACAAUGCAUACCCAUCAUGGUCUUGGUGGUGGUAAACGAGAUUCUAAAAAUUUCAUAUCCAAUUUCUUCCAUCCAUCUCAACCUCCAUCUCAUAGUGGUAAUAACACCUCUGGACUAAAUUCUCCAUCCAAUCAAUUAAGGCUCUCUCUCAAAGAUCACUACGACGAUCGAAAGAGAAUUUCAUUCAAUAAUAUUGAACAAUUCACAAAGAAUGAAAAAUUACUGACAGUGAAUGAUCUCAUUGAAUUCAUUUUAGAUUUGGCUGAAUAUUUAUCAAUUUCUAAAAUUGAGAAAUUUAGAAAAUUACCAGAAGAUUUCUUUGAUGGAAAACCUCAACUGUAUCGCCUGAUUUGGAAACAAAUCAUGUUCAUUUAUCAAAUGUACUAUGAAGACGAUCAUCAAAUAUCUUCUCAACAAUUUCCAUUACUUGGUUAUUUACCUCAAUUUAAGUACUUUAUCAUGCCAACAGUGGUGAGAGAAUAUUUAACAGGAGUUCAAUGGGCAAAGAAAGAAAAACAUUCACUCAUUCGAUAUUUAAAAAGAAAGACUCUGAAAACUGUUUUUAAACCAAAAUUGACCAUUCGAACCAGUGUCAUUCGCAAAUUCUAUCUUGAUCCAUUCUAUAGAAAGUGUAUUUAUAAUAUGGUGCAUUUCAUGGAUAAGGAUGAAGUGAAAGCUCUUCUCAACAAGUUACAAAAAGACAAAUUAGUAUUAAGUGAACAAGUCAUUAUUGAGAGAAUUUUAAUUAGAAAUUUGAGUAUUGACAAACUUGAACAAUUUUCAAAUCAAGUGAGAAGAAGUAGUGGAAUGGAUUUGAGUGGACGUACGAGAGCUAGCAUUAAUCCUUCGAAUCCUACCAUGAUGGCAGCUACUUCAUUGGGAGCUGUGCAUGGAAGUAGCAAUAGUAGUAGUAGCAACAUUAGUAACGUUCUUGGCAACACCACUGCAGGAAUGAGAUCUUCAUGGUUUGGAGGAAAUUAUGAAUCUGCUCAUCAAUCUUCUUCCUUUAUUUCUGGUAUCCAUACGAACACGACCAACACGACAAGUAUGAGUCAAUCUUUGGGUGAUUCAUUCUAUGUAGAAGAUUAUAUUAAGGAUAUUGGUUUGAUUGAAAAUCUCUAUCGAGAAUAUUUAAAGAGAGCCAUCACUUCAAAAUAUGUUGCCAUUCAGAAUAUUGCAUUGAGAAUUCUCACUUCAAGUACCAACGAUUUGAAUGCAAAUACCUUCAUUGAUGUAUUAUCCGAUUUUUUGAAGAGAAAUGAACCCAGUGAUCAAAGUGAAGAUUCACAACCCAUUAUUUUCACAACCAUGGAAAAGAAAAAGAGUAUUUUCAAUUCUAGAAAACCAACCACCUCUUUCAGACUUUCUCAACCAUCAUCUUCUCCUUCAUCUUUUCAACAAGACAAUGAUUUCUUUUCAGUUCAAAACUUUAACAUUUCAAAUGUUGUUCAUUCCAGUGGUUGUAUUGAGAGAUUAAUUGAAUAUUGUCAAGAGAAUUAUUUAUUUGAGCAAAUGACCACUCUAUUGAUGAAUAUUUAUGGAACUACUCCAUAUCUAUUACUCAUUGUAUUAUCAUCACCAACGAUCGAUGUUGUAUUGAAUCGACAAGUAUUGAAUGUGUACAUGCAUUUAUUGAAGAAGUGUGUGAGUGAUUUACUCAUUCUGAUUAACUUGUCGAGUGAGAGAACACAAGGAAAUUCUCAGAGUCAUCAUCAAAGAUAUGCGACCAGUAUUGGAGGAAAUCUUUCCAUGUCGAGUAGUAGUAGUAGUAGUACUGGUAACAACCAUGAAAGUGGUAGUAGUAGUACCAAUCAUUCAUUUUAUGGCUCCAUGAUGAAUCGAUCCCAACAACACCAACACCAACAAACGAAUACGACAACCAAUGGAAUUGCUGAUGUCAGUUUUUUCAUUCUAUUCAAAUUGAUACUUGUAUUGAUUAGAAGAAUUCAAAUGAUUAGUCCUGAUGAAUUCAUUUCACCUUCUCUUGAAUCUAAAUCCAGUUACGAUUCCUAUAAGAUUGUUUAUCCUCUCUAUAAUAACUUGUUUAAACACUAUUCGAAUAUUGCACAUCGAUCAUCGAAGAUUACUUUGAAAUGUGUAGAUUUUCUUCUUGCAUUAUUGGGAAAUAACAUUGUAUUGGACAGCGAUAUGUGUGAAAAGGUUACAGAUGAUUUCAAACAAAUUAUUAACUAUAAUUUUAAUGGAAAAAUUGUUCACUCAUUAGAGUACAAUGUUAAAUUUUAUGAUCAUGUGACAAAAUUUGUAGAAGUCUUUGAACAAGAUGAAUCCUACAUGAACAAAUUAAUUUCUUUGUUUGUCCCGCAUUCGAUUAACAACAUGCAAGUGAAAGAUCCAAUCUAUGGAAUUGAUUCCUUGAUUGCACAAUCUCUUUUGAAUCUUAACAAUGAAGGAGGUGGAUUUUUAAAAUUAAUCUCGUGUAUGCAGAAGAACAAGGAAAUCAUUCUCUUAAUGAUUAUGGAGAGAAUUUUAUUGAAUCAUUAUCAGUUUUUAAAGAAUACAUACUCAUCCCGAUCGAAUCAAGUGCACUCUCCAACCAGUGAGAAUGAAACAUCUAUGAGUGAAUAUUAUGAUUUAUACUAUCAAGGUAUUCUAAAAAAGGAUUACAUUUCCAUUAAGAGAAAUCACAUCAUUCCAAGAUUUAUUCAAUUAUCAAAAUCAGUACUCAUUUUGCUCGCCAAUAUUGAAAGUGAAUCGAAGCAUGGAGAAGAACCAAGUAGUGAUGAAGAGGGUGAUAAUGAUGAUGAGGAUGACGAAGAAGAAGAAGAGGAGGACGACAAUUCUCCAUCUUCCAUCAAGAAUCAUGAUUCCUCUACUGAAAUUCACACAAAUCAACCGCACAGUCCUCAUACAAAAUCUUCACCACGUACUCCCAAGACGAGAAGAAUUCGAAAACAUGAGGAAGGUGUUGAUUCAUGUGCACAUCAUGAUAGUAGUAGUAGUAGUACAGAUGAUAGUAGUAGCAGUAGUACGGAUGAUAGUCAUAGCAGUGAUGAGGAAGAUGAGAGAGAUUCUUCUCAAACAACAACAGCAACACCACCACCUCAUAUGAAUCGACACAAUUCAAAUCUUUUAUUGAUGAGUCAACAAAAAUUCCUCUCUCUCGAUACUGCUUCAGAUAAGAUUAUUCACAUUAUUCGAGUGUGUAUUCGAUCACUGCUACCAAACAUGCUUGAUGGUCAUUCUCGAUAUCAAAAUUCCAGUACAGCACUGGGUGGUGGUGUCGCAUCCAUUCCAUCUAAUAUUGAAUCUUAUUAUUUUGAUUCAUUUAAUUUGGAGCAACACUUGUCAUGUCUCUAUAUUGUCUCUCAUUUAUUACCUAUUUAUGGAAAUCACACCAUUACCUGCAAAGGUGUGCCAUUAAUUAUUGAAAGAAUAUUUUGUGAUUUAUUAUCCAUUCUAUUUAAAUCUUUGAUUAGAAUUUCACAACAACAACAUCCAACAGAAUUCAAACAAUCUAUUUUAUUAUUAAUCUAUAGAUACUAUUUAAAGAUUAUAAAAAUAUACAUGAUGAAUUAUAGAUACUAUCAAAGAGAUAAACAAUUGGAUGCUUCAAGACAAUUUGGACAUUAUCAAAACUUGCAUGCUCAUCAACAAUCCAUGUUAAACAAUUUAUCCAUGCUAUUAUUACUAUUCAUUCAUGACGAUAAUAGAAAUAGUUAUGAAAUUAAUAAUAAUCUCAUUACCAAAACAUUUAAAGUACUUUCACUCUUACCAAUAUCAUCCGAGAGAGUCAUUAAGAGAUUUAUGGAUAUCAUUCAAAAUAGUUCUGAGCCUUUUAUUAUUCGAUUUUAUGCAACGUUUUACUUGAAUGAAAUAUUUAGAAAAGAUCAAAACUUGUCCAAUGUGAAUGCUCUCACUUUGUAUAGUAAUACUGAAACUGAGAAACAACUCAUUGAAGGAAUUUCAUCAUUUAUAUUGAAUAGUAAUACUGAAAAGUUAUUGAAUCACAUCUUCCAUUUAAUCAAAUAUGGAACAAAUCAACAACAAAAAGAAGCAUUUGAACAAGUCAUUUCAAAGAGAUUGAUUGCAACGACAAGUCAAUCGUUUCAUGUUGGUUCCGCACAUGGAAAGAAGACUUUCACCACUAGUUCCAAUGUUGGAAGUGAUCUAUGGCUAGGUCAUUUAAUCUAUCCAAAUAAUAGUAAUCAUCAUGGAAUGAACCUGAGUGGUCAUGGUAUGAACACACCAACUAGUCAUAGUCCUGGUAUGAACACACCACCAACUGGUCAUAGUAGUAGUACCAACACAACGAAUCAUCAUCAUUAUGGUUUUCAUACAACAACUGGUAACAAUGUUCGUGCAUCUACCUCGUUCACUUCACACACCAGAAACAACUCUUCCAAUCAUUCGACUCCACUCUCUCAACAAUCUUCUACAUCUCACAACAAACGCAAAUCAACAGGAAGUGUCUUCAUUUCCAACAUGUUUGGUAAUAUUAGUGGAGCCUCUUCACUCAUUGAAGAUUCAUUGAAUUUUGGAUAUUCCAACAUGACAACACAUAUUCACUACUUACCUCCUCAAAUCAUGAUGAGUUUAAAUGGAACUCAAUCCUCAUGUAUGGAACACUCCAUUGUUCGAUUAGGUUUAGAAACGAUUUCAUCUCGAUUCAAUGUUCUCAAUGAUAUUACUGCACUUCAAAAUCAAUGGAAUAUGACAUUUUCGAAUUUAUCAAGUACAUCUUCUCUCAUUCAAUCCACAACCAAUCAUUCCAAUGGUACUAUUUCAUCAUUGAGUUUUAAUUCAGUGGCAGCUGAAGAGAUUGUGAAAGGAAUGAGAACAUUUGUGGAUUUGAUGCAGCAUGAACAUUUGAAACCAUUCAUCAUUGAACAAUUAUUUGAUAUUAUUAGACAAUGUAGAGAGUUAUUGAUUUGUAUCAAGAUGGAUGAUGAAAUGAUUCGAAAAUUGAAAAUGUAUUGUCCUGUGGAAUAUUUCUUUAUGGCUCAUGAGUUGUAUCAUGUUUGA